UACAAAGCCGCUGCCGCCGCCGCCCCGCACCACGCUUUAAACCCCUCCCCCCCUCCCCCUCUCCUCCCCCCCGCCGCCGCUCCCCAGAUCCGCUGCCAUGUCGACGGAGAAGAAGCAGCUGAACCCCAUGCGGGACAUCAAGGUGCAGAAGCUCGUCCUCAACAUCUCCGUCGGCGAGAGCGGAGAUCGCCUCACCCGCGCCUCCAAGGUGCUGGAGCAGCUGAGCGGACAGUCACCUGUGUUCUCCAAGGCGAGGUACACUGUCAGGUCGUUCGGUAUCAGGCGUAAUGAGAAGAUUGCGUGCUACGUGACUAUCAGGGGUGAGAAGGCGAUGCAGCUGCUGGAGAGUGGCCUGAAGGUGAAGGAGUACGAGCUGCUCAGGAGGAACUUCAGCGACACCGGCUGCUUUGGCUUCGGUAUCCAGGAGCACAUCGAUCUCGGCAUGAAGUAUGAUCCAUCUACCGGCAUCUACGGUAUGGACUUCUUCGUGGUGCUCGAGCGUGCUGGGUACCGCGUCUCCCGCCGCCGCAGGUGCAAGGCCCGUGUCGGUAUCCACCAGAGGGUCACCAAGGAGGACGCCAUGAAGUGGUUCCAGGUCAAGUAUGAGGGUGUCAUCCUCAACAAGUCCCAUGCGAGCUAAGAAGGACGUAGCUCUCUUUAGACCUUGAGUUAAUUAAGUUCACCUGGUUGCUGGAUAUGUAUGUUACCUAGAAACCAAAAAUGCUUUGUCAGUUUUGCCUGUACUCAAGCUGGAUGAUUUCUGUUUGAUGCGCACUUUCGUCUAAGAGGCUCUCUUCUGUUUUAUCCUCUCUGAACAAUAGAGUAUAUGUUUGUCUUAUGAUAGACUGCCUUUUGUAUGGCCA
Molecule: messenger RNA, 863 nt
Organism: Triticum dicoccoides
Lineage: Eukaryota; Viridiplantae; Streptophyta; Magnoliopsida; Poales; Poaceae
Product: 60S ribosomal protein L11-like
Exons: 5
Coding region: 98-640 (180 amino acids)
Biological process (GO): translation
Cellular component (GO): ribosome
Molecular function (GO): structural constituent of ribosome
Source: RefSeq, a predicted model, not a curated record